AUGACAGGUGACAAUUAUCAUCAAAAUAAUAAUAACAAUUUUAUUGUUACUAGAAAACAAUAUCCAUUAGUAUCUAAUAAAGAAUUAAAGAACAUAUCCGAGCAACUUUUUGAUGAGCUUCCUAAUAUUUUACAUUCACUCAAUCUUAAUUUUCAAGUAAAAAAGUAUUCUAAAAGUACAAAAGAUGAAUGUCUAUUCCCUUUAUUUACAAUACCAAAAGAAUUUUUUGAAUCUUUUCCAAUAUUACAAUUAAUAUAUAAAUUAUAUGACAAUUACAAUAUAUAUUCUAAUCAUGCAGAAGAUAUGACAGUAGAGGAAAACAUAGAGGAAAAUGCUUUUAUUAAUAGCUUACUCGAUACUAAGAUUAUGGCAAAUACAAUGAAUUUUUUAGCCACAAAAGGUUAUUUUAGAAAAAAUUUAGAUACAUACAAACAAAUCAUAAAGAAAAUAUGGUUCGGUUUGUACUCCAGAUCUAAUCAUACUAGCUUAGGAAGUUCUGGCUUUGAGCAUGUAUUUUUAGUAGAACAGAGAAAAGAUCGUCGUAUUAUAGGUUUACAUAAUUGGAUUUUUUUUGCAAUCGAAGAGUCGAAUGAAAAAGUGAAUUAUUUAGGAUAUAUCAACAAUAAACGAAUAGAUAAUAAAGCAGUUGUAGCAGAAUUGUACUUUAACUAUUUAAAUAAAACUAAAUCAUCGUCAAUGUUUAUUGGAACAUUACCAGAGUUUGACAUAGCUCUUUAUACUAUAUGCUUUUUUACAAGACCAAAUAAGAAUUGUAAUAUUCAAUUAAAAAAUGAAAAAAUUACAAUUCAAUCUUGGGUGCAACAUUCACAUAAUGAAAAAUUUAUUGCUUCAUCAUUUCCUAAAGUUUAA
Molecule: messenger RNA, 870 nt
Organism: Ceratosolen solmsi marchali
Lineage: Eukaryota; Metazoa; Arthropoda; Insecta; Hymenoptera; Agaonidae
Product: poly(U)-specific endoribonuclease homolog
Exons: 4
Coding region: 1-870 (289 amino acids)
Molecular function (GO): RNA endonuclease activity
Source: RefSeq, a predicted model, not a curated record